Danaus plexippus (monarch butterfly) is the source of this 4853-nucleotide messenger RNA. RefSeq names its product protein stoned-B. Lineage: Eukaryota; Metazoa; Arthropoda; Insecta; Lepidoptera; Nymphalidae. The coding region runs from base 11 to 3250 and encodes 1079 amino acids. Gene Ontology annotation, biological process: regulation of endocytosis; synaptic vesicle endocytosis; clathrin-dependent endocytosis. Gene Ontology annotation, cellular component: AP-2 adaptor complex; synaptic vesicle. The record is from RefSeq and is a predicted model, not a curated record. The transcript has 14 exons. Gene Ontology annotation, molecular function: clathrin-cargo adaptor activity.
UGUGACCACUAUGGUUGAUUGCGAUUAUUCCACUGAAACAAAAGCAGAUGAAGCACAAUCUGCUACGCAUCCACUACCACCUGAAACACAAAAUUUAAUUUUAACAGUUACAGGACAAAUGGAAUUUACAAGUUCUCACUUACUGGAUCGUAUACCCCCAACAAGAACACCAAGUCCUGUAUCAGUGAGAGAUAUUCACUCCCCAAGUCCGACCCCUGAGCCAUAUUUGUUUGAAGAUAACACAAGCACAACGCAAACGGUCAAUAAACCUACACGUCCUCCACCUGUACGGCCUCCUCGUCCUGCACCGCCUCCCAGACCGCAACCACCGGUUCAAGCACCAGUUCAAACAGCUCCAGAUGACAUCAAUCUUUUUGAUGCUCCUGUACCUACCACCAUAAAACCAACAAAAGAAGCUAUAUUAAGUUUAUAUUCAGCACCUAAAAAGGAAGAAAAACAAAUUGAUUUUUUAAGUGAUGAUAUCCUCGAAUUAUCAAACGAAACGGACAUGCAACCUACGGAAGGUUUUGGACAACCUGCCAAAAAUUCUCAAACUUCAGAAGCGACUCACUUACUUUUCAAUGAUUCAGUUUCAUCUAUCUCAGAUAAUAUAAAUCAUUCGGAAGUUCAAAAGUCUUUAUUCGAAUCGGACAACAUAAAUCCUAACGAAGACACCAAUGUUGCAAUGGAUUGUACAGACCUAUCGGAAAAGAAUGUAAACGUCAGUGCUACAAAUACAUCCCCAUUUGCUGACAUGUCGGACACAAAUUUUCAAACACAACAAGGUGAAAAUGAGAAGAAUCCUUUUGAGUUAUCGGGAGUUAUUGACAAUAAUUCUCCAUUUGCUACUUCUGAUCUUAUGAAUUCUGAAAUACUGACUGAGCCUGCAGAUAUUGUGAUGACUUCUAGUCAUAAACAACUUAUAAAUGACGAGUUACACAUUGUAACUACAACUGAGCCCAAAAAGGCACCAGAACAACAGAUGAAUGAGGUAAAUGUCUUUGCCGCUAUGGCAACAGACGAUUUUGUUGAAAAAUCCAAUAUAUUUGCCUCAGUACCUCAAGAGACAACAUCUCACAAUGAUGAAAAUAUCUCAUCCAGCAACACAAACUGGGGCACAACUGAGAAGAUGGAAACCGCUUUUCCUGAAACUCAAGACGACUUUGACGCAUUUUCAGCUAAAUUUGAAUGCGCUGGAGGAAAUCAAAUGAACACAGACGCAUGGGGCGAUGACAGUAGUGCUGACCUUGCUCCAGGCGGUUUCGAAGCCGAAGCAUUUGAUUCGUUUUUAAGUAUGGACGCUCCACCGGCUCCAGCGGCUACCCCAAGAUUAGAUCACCAGGAAUCUAAAGAUUCUAUGGACGAUACAUUUUCGGUAUUUAUAAGACCCAAAGAAGGUGAAUUCAGUACAAACGAAGCUUCGGUGCCCGUUCUGGCUCCACCGCCAAGACCCCAGGUACUCCCAGAAUCACCACGAGCAAAUCCCUUCGAUAAGAAUGAAACUAUAGGAAUGCAACAAAGAAUCGAUUUUGAUGAAGCAGCCCAGAAACCUGAUGGUAGCGGUGCGGAGACACCUCCGACACCGCUCUUUGACGAGGACGUUUCGGUUCCGCUAGAGGACUUCCCUCGUACCAAGUAUGCGGGACCGGGUUGGGAGAUGCAUCUUCGGCAACCGAACAAGAAAAAGAUCACAGGACAAAGAUUCUGGAAAAAAGUCUUCGUCCGCCUUGCAAACCCGGGUGACAGUCCCGUGGUGCAACUGUUGAACUCAGCCACAGACAAGCAACCGCUGCAAGAACUGCCACUGCAGGCGUGCUACUCGGUGUCAGAAGUAGGCGCACAGCAAUUUGAUCAGUUCGGAAAAAUCUUCACUGUCAAGCUACAGUAUGUCUUCUACAAGGAGCGUCCGGGAGUGCGACCAGGCCAAGUAACGAAAGCGGAGCGUAUCACAAAUAAGCUGUCUCAGUUCGCUGCGUACGCCAUCCAGGGAGACUACCAAGGUGUCAAAGAGUUCGGCAGCGAUCUCCGCAAGCUGGGGCUGCCUGUAGAGCAUGCGCCGCAGGUUACACAACUGUUCAAGUUGGGAUCACUGGACUACGAGGCCGUGAAGCAAUUUUCGUGCUGCGUGGAGGAGGCCUUAUUCCGCUUGUCUGCCCAUCGAGACCGCGCCCUUACCUACAAGAUGGAGGAGGUACAGCUGACGGCGGUGGACGAACUUUACGUGGAGCAAGACGCGGAGGGUGCCGUGCUAAAGCAAAUAGCUCGAGUGCGACUCUUCUUCCUGGGUUUCCUUAGCGGUAUGCCAGACAUCGAGCUGGGGGUCAAUGACUUGAGACGACAAGGCAAAGAGGUUGUAGGCCGCCAUGACAUCAUCCCCGUAGCAACCGAGGAGUGGAUCCGUGUGGAGGACGUGGAAUUCCAUGCGUGCGUGCAGCCGCAGCAAUUCCAAGAUACGCAGAUCAUCAAGUUCAAGCCGCCGGACGCGUGCUACAUCGAGCUGAUGAGGUUUCGGGUGCGACCUCCUAAAAACCGCGAGCUGCCGCUGCAGCUCAAGGCCGUCUGGUGCGUCACCGGAAACAAGGUGGAACUGCGCGCGGACGUACUGGUGCCAGGGUUCGCGUCGCGCGCUCUCGGUCAAGUUCCAUGCGAGGACGUCGCUGCACGCUUUCCCAUUCCCGAGUGCUGGAUCUAUCUGUUCCGAGUAGAAAAACAUUUCCGAUACGGUUCUGUGAAGUCCGCCCACAGACGUACUGGUAAGAUCAAAGGCAUUGAGCGUUUCCUCGGCGCUGUGGACACACCUCAGGAAUCCCUCAUCGAGGUGACUUCGGGGCAGGCCAAGUAUGAACACCAGCACCGUGCCAUCGUGUGGCGUAUGCCUCGCUUGCCCAAAGAAGGACAAGGCGCAUACACGACCCAUAAUCUUGUGUGUCGUAUGGCUUUAACAUCGUACGAUCAAAUUCCGGCCGAACUGGCACGUUGGGCUUUCGUCGAGUUCACGAUGCCCGCGACUCAGGUCAGCCACAUGGUGGUACGAUCCGUGUCGCUCCAGGACCACGACGGGGACCCUCCCGAGAAGUACGUGCGUUACCUCGCGCGACACGAGUACAAGGUGGCCAUCGAGCGUACGACGGGUGCCCCGACGGCCGCAUAUGCGCUGGCGGCCGCCAAGGAUACCGCCCCCGCCUCCCCGGCCGCAGCCGCAGACCCCGCUCCGCCACAGGAACCCUCCUCGGACUCCGACUCCGACUAGACGACGAGCGACGUUUGUGACGAAAGAAGCGAAAAAAAUGUUAUUCAAUAAAAUCUUCAUCUUCCGAUCGCAGAAGGAACAUUGAACGUUGACUCGGUCUAGGACUACCGAGUCCUGUGAAUACUGCUAGUUCUCUCUUUGUAUCGUAGGCGUUCGAAGUGUUUAUUGAUCAGUAGAUUCGUUUCGUAGUUGUACUAUGUGAUAUCGUUGCAAGUCACUUACAGAUAUAGUCAUACGUGCCGACUCUGCUUGUAGUCGUAGGAGCUCCGAGGAGCUCGUCUCUCGGCGCUGGAUGCUGAUUAGCGCGACUUGUAUAUUAUUUUUUUCGGUAACGUACAUGAACAUACGUCAGUGUUUGAAAUCGCAAAAUUUAGUGAGAUGUAUUGUCAAAACGAGCACAUUGAGUAUUACAUAAUAAAUAUAUUAAUUAUUAGGUCGAGAGAGGUUUUGUACAUAAAUAAUAUUGAUAAGUAGUAUAUCGUACGCUAGGGACGAAGGCACCACCGUUUACUAGUAGACGCUGUAGAGCGCGCUGCCGCCGGAGCCUUACUCUUCGCGUUAUAUAUUAAUGUUCGAAUGUACUCAAACGCUUUGCUAUAUAAGUAUAUAAGCGCAUAUCGUAUCUAAACUGUUUAUAGUCUUAUUACUGUGUGUUUAGAGAAAAAUAUUUAUACACAUUAUUCUAUUACCUAUACUAUAUCCAAUAUAUAUGAUAAACUCUUAGAUCUUGAAAUUCUGAAUAUUUUAUGUUAACUCAAAUAUAUAAAUUAUAUUGGAAAUAUAAUCGAAUAAACGAAGGUCCAAUGAUAUAUUUACACAUAAUAUAUAUAUUAAUAAUACAUAGUUAACUAAAAACUCUACGACACAAAGCUCCUUGACGUUUACAGACGAUAUCUCCAUUCGUAUACUCGUAUAAGUUACAAUUCCACAACACCACUGUAUACUUCUUUGAGAUCACUUGAGUAACAAAGACUAUGAUGAAGUGUAGAAGUAAGACGCGCUGACCCGUCCGUCGUGGCGCAGUCGAUCCUUUAUACAUAACUCGCUAUUCGGAAAAUAAAAUUGUGAUUUACAUUGCUCCAAUCCUUACAUCUUGCUGUGAUCCAAUAUGUCCACCAGACCUGAAGUUAGUGGUCCUGGCCGCCUGCGGGUCUCGGACGUCACGGACACUUGUAGUCUAGAAGGAGCAUCUUUUUAUUUCUCAAUAUGAAGUAGAUCCUUAACUUCAUUAAAGUAUAUGUUCUAACAGGGCACGUCUUUAUUGUUUACUCCUAACUUUAUUCGACUUAUCGAAAUGUUUAAUGUAUGUGCGAGGACUUAUAAAGUUACGUGUAGAUUAUAUAAUAUAUAGUUAAACUGAAUAUGCAUGUUCUACUAUUGAUUGUUGUACCUACCGCGCUGUCACCGAUCGCUACGAUCUUAAGCCGUGUGGGGCCCGAAGCAGGGAGGCAUGAACUCCGUGGCGAGGCUCGAGGCCCCCGGACUCGCUCCACUCUAUAUAAACCGAGUGGACGAUCGUCGCUAGCCCUCCAUCAUCCGCGCCACUCCAUCCGCCGCCCGGGGACUGCUAUGUUAUGUUGUCAAUAAAAAGUGCAAUUGUGAA